UGUCCGUGGAAGGCGGGGAGUAUUUGUUCCGUGCCUUGAUGUCAUUACCAUUACAGUCACUUAUAAGUGAUAGUUCUAUCAGUUAAUGCCUCAAGUGUUGACUCAUCAAACGGAUCAAUGGACAAUAAGAAAAUGCUAUAUCACUUUCAGUCUUAAAAAUUCGACAAUCCUACAAUAUUUUUAACGAUUGUUGUUGUGCCGCUAGAACUCAUGUCAUGAGGACUUGUUUAUUUAAGUCUGCUGUGGAGGUCCGUAAACUAACCAGAAGCCUGUUAUACCCCAAACUGAUGACACAAAUGUUUACACAAGAGUCAGCAUCAAAAUAGUUCAGCCAUUCAUUUAACUAUUGACUAAAUAACAGAUGCUAACGUGACUUUGUUUUUUUGAAAAAGCUGGAAGGAAGAUAGGAUUGAUUGUGAAUGUUGGCACAAGUAUUGUCAUUUCUCCCCUGAUCAAUAGUAUUCAGUGACAGGCACACGGCUGCUUUAUAUCACUGCAAAAUUUAACUGACCACUGACCAGGCUGGGCCACAGCAACAUGCACACCGCACUGUGGCAUUGAUGUGGUAAGGUGUCCCCAGGAUUAGUAUCGGUGACAGUAACUAGUAGGUAUUUACUCGGAGCCUUGUGUUGUGAGGCACUUUGGCCUACGACUUGAUUGCACAGUCACCUCGGGACAUCAGUCAGGAUCAGAUCGUCACUCACCUUCCGUAGCUGUUUCGUAAUGUAAGACGCGCAGACACAGGCCAUGACAAUAUUUAGGUAAAUGCUUAAGGAGAUGAAAGCUGGAGUAACAGAGCUUUCCUGUGCAGUGUCGUGACAUCCUGGCGCGUGUGUGCAUGCAUGUGUGAGUGCCCUUUGGUUGUAGGGUUACUUGUCGUUUGAGGAUCAUGUAAGAAGGUGGGACCCUCCGUGGACAAUAAUAACUCACCAUGGCCUGGUGUCUUAACACCGGAAGCAUUAUCAAUGGACUGCUGGACAGGUUCGAACGACCUGGACGAAGCCAGGUUGUCACUGAACAUGUGCAGCCCCUGCCUAACUCCCAUACCGCCUUAAAUGACUCCCUAGGGGUCAGCCGGCAGUCGUCCACAGGGUCCUACCAGACGAUGAGCUCCACCCAUCCAGGACACAGGGACACAGCUGAGGCCAUUUCAAUGGAGAUGCUUAGCCAUUCGGACUCGCAGAGAUCACAAAGUGCUGACGAUGAAAACAACAGCGUAUGGAAGGGGAUGCGCAACAUCGCGAACAUGUUAAUGGACGAUGCUGAAGAGGACCCUGGACCUCCGGUCAUCGACCCUACCGAGGGUGUGGACUGCAAGCUAGGACGAAUACAAGUGGCUCUAAGUUAUGAUUUCCAAACAUUGACGUUGAACUUAAAAGUUUUUCAGGGAGUCGGACUGCCUGCUAAGGACUUUACCGGAACAAGUGAUCCUUAUGUCAAAAUUUUACUUUUACCUGAUAAAAAACAUAAACUUGUCACAAAAGUCAAAAAGAGGAAUUUAAAUCCCCGAUGGAAUGAGUGUUUUCUUUUUGAAGGGUGGCCACACAACAAACUACUAGAAAAGACAUUAUACCUACAAGUGAUAGAUUACGAUCGCUUUAGUCGGGACGACCCUAUUGGAGAGACCUACCUCCCUCUGAAUGAAGUCGACCUCUCUCAGUCACCCAUGAUGUGGAGGUUUCUACAGCCUUGUAAAGACAGCAGGGGAAAACUUGGGGAAAUCCUGUUAUCCCUGUGUUACCAGCCUGCUGUUGGACGCCUCACUGUGAUAGUAAUGAAAGCUAAGGACCUCAAAGCCAAAGACAUUACCGGUGCAUCAGAUCCCUACGUAAAGUUGUGGCUGAUGUAUGGGACCACGAAGGUGGAAAAGAAGAAGACGUCUAUAAAGAUGCGGACUUUGAACCCUGUGUAUAAUGAAUCCUUCAUCUAUGAGAUACCCUGGGAAAAGAUACGUGAAGCAAGCAUAGAAGUGACCGUGAUGGACUUCGACAAACUGGGCCGUAAUGAAAUGAUCGGUAAAAUAUUUCUUGGCAGCCGCAGUGGGCCUUUAGAGUCGAGACAUUGGACUGAUAUGAUCACAAAGCCACGACAACAGGUAGCGCAGUGGCAUCUUCUGAAGGAUUAGAUAUUGAUGACAUUCCGCGGACUACUGCAUUCAUGGGAUAUGUAGGCUUUCAAUGUGCCAUUCCCGGAAGUCAUGGUUAUGAGGAGUCAGGAAGUCAGGUAGACAGUGGUAUUCCCUCAGGUACAAGCCGUGGGGACUUACACAUCUGCACCAACUGAUCUCAGUUGUAUUUCAACUUCCCACACCAGACAUUUAAUAGGCAUAGCAACCACUACCUUACUAUCAUGCAAAUAUUGUGGACGUGGAAACCACUUCCGGUUGACGUCACCAGUUUGAUGGGCAUGGAACCAUUUUAAGAACCAGGUUAUUAGGUGAAAGUCAAAUCUCCAUUGCUGUACACAGUGUUAUAGCCAAUGGCAGCCACCUAGAUACUGAACCCAACAAUGUGACACCUCUCCCAGCAUCACAACCUAAAACAUUGUCUCUCCUAGGCAACAUAUAUGUAAGGGGAUAUUUCUUUAGCAGCCUUCAUGUAGGAGUAUUCCAGGUUUGUUGGUAUCUCCGUUUCCAACAGAACUUGUAAGACUAUGUUUCCUCAACCAGAGAAUAUAUAUGGUUGAUGAAAAAGACUUUCCUUGACAACAGAAUCUUUGCAGUGGACUUAACAAUCAACAAAAAAUGUGUUUGGCAUGGGAACUUGAAACUAAAGCAGUAGAUAUAACAUGUGUUACCUACCAACCAUACAUUGUGUACUGGACAUGGCAAGGAUUGCCUAGCAACGAUACAUUGUGUACUGGACAUGGCAAGGAUUGCCUAGCAAUGAUACAUUGUGUACUGGACAUGGCAAGGAUUGCCUAGCAACGAUACAUUGUGUAGAGACCAUGGCAAGGUUUGCCAAGCAACGAUACAUUUUGUACUGAACAUGGCAAGGAUUGCCUGGCAACAAUAUAUUGUGUACUGGACAUGGCAAGGAUUGCCUAGCAACGAUACAUUGUGUACUGGACAUGGCAAGGUUUGCCUAGCAACAAUACAUUGUGUACUGGACAUGGCAAGGAUUGCCUAGCAACGAUACAUUUUGUACUGAACAUGGCAAGGAUUGCCUGGCAACAAUAUAUUGUGUACUGGACCUGGCAAGGAUUGCCUAGCAACGAUAAAUUGUGUACUGGACAUGGCAAGGUUUGCCUAGCAAUGAUACAUUGUGUACUGGACAUGGCAAGGAUUGCCUAGCAACGAUAAAUUGUGUACUGGACAUGGCAAGGUUUGCCUAGCAAUGAUACAUUGUGUACUGGACAUAGCAAGGAUGGCCUAGCAACGAUACAUUGAGUACUGGACAUGGCAAGGAUUGCCUUGCAACGAUACAUUGUGUACUGGACAUGGCAAGGAUUGCCUAGCAACGAUGCAUUGUGUACUGGACAUGGCAAGGAUUGCCUAGCAACGAUACAUUGUGUAGUGACCAUGGCAAGGUUUGCCUAGCAACGAUACAUUGUGUACUGGACAUGGCAAGGAUUGCCUAGAAAUGAUACAUUUUGUACUGGACAUGGCAAGGAUUGCCUAGCAACGAUAUAUAGUGUACUGGACAUGGCAAGGUUUGCCUAGCAAAGAUACAUUGUGUACUGGACAUGGCAAGGAUUGCCUAGCAACGAUACAGUGUGUGCAUGACAUAGCAAGGAUUGUCUAGCAACGGUGCAUUGUGUAUUUGAAGACUUGGCAAGGAUCGCCUAGCAACGGUGCAUUGUGUAUUUGAAAACAUGGCAAGGAUUGUCUAGCAACGGUGCAUUGUGUAUUUGAAGACUUGGCAAGGAUUGUCUAACACCUACAGAUGUGUUUUGCUAUUGGUAAUAUUUGAUGGACAUGACAAGAAUUGCCUAGCAAGGGAGUUGCUUCAUGGCAACUAUUAUAGAAACAUCAAAACACUCAAAUCAGUAUACAUAUAAUAUCAAACAAAUUAUAAAGUUAUGUAGAUCUAUAGAGUGUCCUUACAGGUGAUGAUUGAUCUCAAAACGUCUGCAGUGGUCAGUGUUGACAAGUGCUAAUUAAUUCAUAUUCCAAGUACAUAAAAUUAGUUUGCCGUAGGAGUACAAACACAAGUCUGUGUACUCUGCCUUUGUAUACUGGUCAGUGUUAAAUGUUGUAAUUAUAUGUAUAACACUGGAUGGAACAGCAACUAGACUUUGUAACAUUCCACGGCCUAUCCAGAGAUAUCGGUCCAUCAAACGCAUGACGUACAGCUUAACUCAUCAAAUUCACGCAUAAACUGCAAUCUAACUUGGAGGUAGACCAUGUUCUAUAUCUUCUAUGUCCCAACCUGACGUAAAAUACUGUAAGGUGUGGAAAUGUUCAAUGUGUUUUGGGUAUUGAGUAAAUUAGUGCUAAAAUACCCACAUGCAAAUAUUCAUUUCUAGGUUAUAGAUAAAUAGGAUACAUAGAUUUCAGAACUAUUGACAACGUAAACAUUUCCACACUGGGAUAGGUUAAAAGGGUCACAACAUACGUGAGCAUUUUCACUCUUACAUUAACUAAAGCUCACGUCUUUACACUUUUUGUAACUUACGUUUUGCACAUUUGAAACCAAGGUUACACAGUGGUGAACUGUAAUUAUAGACCUUUCUUAGUCGUAAUUAUAAAAUUGUAGAUCAUAGCAAAAGGCCAGCGCUAAUCAAGCUCAGAGGCUGUGUAGCUCAUGACAAAACUGGAGAUAUUUGUAUGUACAUGUCUAGCGUCAACACAGGGACAGACGCUGCAAGUGUUUGAGGAUGACAGGGAAUGGGAAGUAUGAGAGAGAUUGUCUAGACAUGUAAUCUCACGUAAUGGUUCUACCCUGUCAGUCACUGGUUGUAUCACGGCCAAAGUGAGAAAUGCUGUCAGGUCUCUAUCGGCAGAUUCCUGUCUCGGCAAGCAUGAUAGUACAAACAUAGACUAUUCUUAACUGCCGAUCAUUUUUUCACAAAAUCAAAAGACAGAGUUAACCUUGCUGCUUUUAUUGCCAAAAACCUUAAAUAUUUAAAUAACAUAUUCACAGCAUCUAUAUUCAUUAAUUAAUAACAGACAAAUAUUUAUUGUAUAAUACUGUUAGAUUUUUUAGAUACAAAUGAAAUCUCUUUGUAGGUUAAUGAAGUUUUUUUCUUUUACUUAGAUCACCAUUUACGAUAAUUGUAUCGACCAAGAAUUUACAGCAACAAUCAGGAAGUAGAAUGGUAUAAUUGACCUUGAAGGUCAAAAGGUAUUGCCUAAAAAAAGUUACAUUUCAACAAGAUUUGAGUUACCAUGGUGAUCCAAACAUCAUAUUGACACAGAUGCAUCAGGUUCCCUUUGUAGAUAUAGGGACUUUUUUGUUGAUAUAAAAGGGACUUCCCAAUUUAUUCAGUGCCAAUAACGGAAACAUUCUAUAAAAGAUGAUCAGUUGGAUAGUUUAGCAUGAAGACAAUCUGCCUUGAAAUUAAAAGUCAUCAUAUUGAUAGAAUUUCAUUAUUAUCAUUACAUAAACAAUGAUGAAAUAAUAUUAUCAAAAUUAACAAUAGUUAUUGUUCUUUGGAAUGUGAGAUUUACACUGCUGACACGGUUAAAGUAUAAUUACAAGCUUUUGAUCUUAAAUGUAAAGAAAAAAUAUAAGCAAAACCAUUCUUUUAUAUAUGUAUUUUUUAGAAAAUCAACAUCAAUUAUAAUCCUAUGAAGUCUAAACAUGUGGUAGAGUUUGAAGAUAAUCAUGGGCCCUGGCAUGUAUUUAAAUAUUAGUGGUGCAUAAUAUCAAUCAAGUGUAAACGUAAAUAUGAUCAUGUUUGUUUUAUAUUCGUUCAUUUCAGAAUUUACAACAACCGAUCUGAAUUUGUUUUGAAUCUGAUUGUUCAUGUCAAUGUUUAUUUUUUUAUGCAAUGCAAACUAGGAACAUGAUUCUGAACAUUUCUUUAAUCACAACUUUUUUUGUGUUGGUAAACAUUGUUCACGUUUUGAGGUAAUGAAAUAGAAGAAUUUCUUUGGAGAAAAGACUCUCUCUAUUGGUUAAUUAACAAAUGAUAUUUUUCUCUAUUCGUAAAUUAACAAAUGAUAUUUUUCUCUAUUGGUAAAUUAACAAAUGAUAUUUUCAGCUAAUCAAUGAGUAUGAUGAAUUUAUUUAUGCCUGGCUAACGAUGAUUUGAGUUUUAAUUGGCUUUAACAAUCAGUGGACUUGUUAGAAAUAUUUUUUUACCUAACUUUCACCUUGUUUUUGAUUGGUCAGUUUUUUCAUCCAAUCAUACUGCUUGUUACAUUUAUUGGUUGAUUUUUAUCCUGUUGUUGUUUCCAGUUAAGAUAUAUUAUGUUUACUGUUGAAAACAUCUGUUGCCAUUUCUUUUUUGUACUCUUUGACAUAUUUUUUUAUUUUAAUGUUGUUGGAAUCGGCCCUGUUGGUUCCUGGUAAUGUAGAUGCUAUCAUUAACCAAAUUUGUAUUGUACUUAACACUGUGUGUGGGUGUUAUGAAGAGAUGAGUUACAUUAUGUGUACUACCGGCUGUGUGUUCUCAUAUUGUGUCCACAUAUGCAUAGCCAUAUACUGCAUUUCUUGUGUGUGUGUGUGUGUGUGUAUUUAUCUUGUCCAUAAGGUAUCAAGUCACAUGUUUCCUUAAACAAGAAAUACAGAAAUAGAGAUAUGAUAUUUUCAGACAAUAUUACUGUAGAAUAUUUUCAGAGGACCGAAGUUUUAUUUUUGAAUUUCAUCCUUGUAUCUUUGACCAUUCUAGCAUUACAUAUUGUGUCUACCAACACACAUAUACAUUAUAUAUGUGUACUCGUACCGACAGACAAAUCACUCCGCCUUAACUGAACUAAUUAGUAUAACUGUAGUUAAAACCUUGUGACCAGAACCAUCACUGUCAGUGGUACCAUUUGCACCUCUGACAGGGCUAUAUGGUAUAGGCUAAAAAACUACUGUCAAUUAACUUACCAGUAGUUGACAAAAAAACAAUGCUGUUGUAUAUAGAGAUAUCUUAUUCCGUCUUUGCGUAUUGCAGAGUUAUCUUCUCUCG
Messenger RNA from Mizuhopecten yessoensis (Yesso scallop), 7062 nucleotides. RefSeq names its product synaptotagmin-7-like. The record is from RefSeq and is a predicted model, not a curated record. The transcript is spliced from 9 exons. Gene Ontology annotation, biological process: regulation of calcium ion-dependent exocytosis; cellular response to calcium ion; regulation of dopamine secretion. Bases 932 to 2125 code for a protein of 397 amino acids. NCBI's taxonomy places the organism in Eukaryota, Metazoa, Mollusca, Bivalvia, Pectinida, Pectinidae. Gene Ontology annotation, molecular function: clathrin binding; phosphatidylserine binding; calcium-dependent phospholipid binding. Gene Ontology annotation, cellular component: synapse; membrane; axon.